AUGUCCAGGCUGGAGGAUCGUGGUUUGGCAUCAAUCGGGCCGGUCGAGUCGCCCUGCUGCAAGACAAACAUAACGGAACCAGCGAGGAAUUACAACACCUCCCGCGGCUCUCUGGUUUCCUCUUUCCUUUUGUCGCAGUCCUCCCAUCCAUUGGAGGACGAAGUGGGGAAGAUCGUACCCGAGGAUGCCAACUAUGCCGGCUUUAAUCUCCUCCUUUUCGCGCCAUCGCCUUCCCUGGAGGUUGACAGGUCCGACGCAUCGUCCAUGCCAAUCCAUUACGAUGCGCUACUCGUGACCAACCAUGGCGGCGGAGGUACGCUGACCUCCCGACCUUUCCUGCCAAAUGAACGCGUCUGUGGCGGGAUAUCGAACGGCGUCGACGGCGCAGGAGCCGACCCCUGGCCAAAAGUGCAGCACGCGACGCAAGACUUUGGGGAUGCCGUCAGAGGACUGCCUGCAGGAGCCUCAGAAGCCGAGCUCACAGAGCACCUCUUCAACCUCCUUGCCUGGCAUCCCCCACAGGCGAUCGUGCACCGCUCAGAGCUCCGAAAUACGGUCCACGUCCUCCCCGUCCCGAUCAUCCUCGACGGACCGGCAAGCACACAUCCGACGCCGUCGUACUAUGGCACGCGUCUCUCGACCGUGCUGCUUGUAAGAAAGGACGGUGAGGCGGUUUUCAUCGAGAGGGAUAUCUGGCAGCUCGAGAAGGAUGAAGAUGGGAAGGAGCGGCCGGUGAGAUCUGACCCGCCCACCGAGCGACGCUUUCGGUUCAAGUUGCAGCUCGAUGGGAGUGUAACAUAA
Messenger RNA from Cyclocybe aegerita, 801 nucleotides. Lineage: Eukaryota; Fungi; Basidiomycota; Agaricomycetes; Agaricales; Hemipholiotaceae. The record is from the annotation of a GenBank genome assembly.